Molecule: messenger RNA, 2045 nt
Organism: Striga hermonthica
Lineage: Eukaryota; Viridiplantae; Streptophyta; Magnoliopsida; Lamiales; Orobanchaceae
Source: the annotation of a GenBank genome assembly
CAAACGGGGCAUCUCCCAAAACCAGUAUUCAAAUUUCUCAAAUCAUAAAUAAUCCAAAGUUCAACAUAAUGACAAAAGUAACCAUAUUAUAUAUAGCAAAAUGGAAGCUACAUAAUAAGGUCUGGUCAGAUAACCGACCACCACUCGUCUUUCGCCGCCAUGCAGCCGCCGGCUCAACCUGCAUCCAUGAAGAGCAGGUGGGGAUGAGCAGAGAUGGAAUCCGUUGUGCUCACCACUAUGCAAUGAACAGUUAUAUUAAAUGGGUACAGAAAAUGGACGGAUACGGUAGUGGUGGAUGCGGGAGUCAUAAAAUUGGAGCUGAGGAUGAGGCCAACACUCCUCCUCUUCCUAAAAGGGUCAAGGUUGGUGGUUCACCUGCUUAUCGAAUUGAGAGGAAGCUGGGGAAAGGAGGAUUUGGACAGGUGUAUGUAGGUCGCCAAAUCAACCCCCUAAAUCCAAAUGAAAGAACAGGUCCACUGGCUGUAGAGGUUGCAUUGAAGUUUGAGCACAGGAGCAGCAAAGGCUGUAAUUAUGGGCCACCUCAUGAAUGGCAAGUCUACAACACACUUGGUGGUAGCUACGGCAUACCACGUCUGCAUUUUAAAGGGAGACAAAGUGAAUACUAUAUUAUGGUUAUGGAUAUGCUUGGCUCUAGUUUGUGGGAUGUCUGGAAUAAUAAAUCUCCAUCAAUGUCCACUGAGAUGGUUUCGUGUAUUGCCAUUGAAGCAAUCUCCAUUUUAGAGAAGUUACACUCUAGAGGAUAUGUGCAUGGGGAUGUAAAGCCGGAGAAUUUUUUGCUUGGUCCACCUGGAACACCUGAUGAGAAGAAACUUUAUCUUGUUGACCUUGGAUUGGCUACCCGGUGGCGUGAUAACUCCACAUCCCUUCAUGUUGAUUAUGAUCAACGUCCAGAUGUGUUCAGGGGGACUGUUCGUUAUGCCAGUGUACAUGCUCAUCUCGGAAGAACUGGUAGCCGUAGGGAUGAUUUGGAGUCGCUUGCAUAUACUCUUAUCUUUCUUAUCCGAGGCCGGCUUCCUUGGCAAGGGUGCCAGGGCGAGACUAAAAACUUCGAGGUGUGCAAAAAGAAGAUGGCUACUUCGCCGGGAGCUCUUUGCUCCCUCUGUCCUGCACCUUUUAGGCAGUUUCUUGAACUUGUUGUUAACUUAAGGUUUGACGAGGAACCUAAUUAUGCCAAAUAUAUUUCACUUUUUGAUGGAAUAGUGGGCCCUGAUUCAAUCAUCAGGCCUCUCAAUAUUGAGGGAGCACGGAAGCUCGUACAGGUGGUGGGACUAAAGAGAAGUCGGCUUAUGAUUGAUGAUGAUAUGGACGAGGAGCCAAAGAAAAAGCUUCGUGUCGGGACAUCUGCAUUGCAGUGGAUUACUGUGUACAAUGCUGGGCCGCAAAUCAAACAAAGGUAUCACUACACAGUUGUGGAUUCGAGAUUAGCUGCACAUAUUGGAAAAGGAUACGCAGAAGGAUUGUCGAUCUCCAGUGUAGCAUCGUGUUCUAACAUGUGGGCUGUAAUUAUGGAGGGAGGGACUGGCAUCAAUACUCAACUCUAUACACUUUCAUCUUGUUUCCUUGAUAAGGAAUGGAUCAUGGAACAAUGGGAAAAGAAAUAUUACAUCACUGCAGUGGCGGGAGCUGACAAUGGGAAGGCAUUGGUUGUUAUGUCCAAGGGUACCCCAUAUAAUCAGCAAUCUUAUAAAGUAAGUGAUUCUUUUCCGUUUAAGUGGAUAAACAAGAAAUGGAAGGAGGGUUUCCAUGUGACCACCAUGGGCACCUCGGGGACGAAAUGGGCAAUUGUUAUGUCUCGUGGUGCUGGGUUUUCAAAGCAGGUUGUGGAGUUGGACUUUCUUUAUCCGAGUGAAGGUAUUCAUCAGAGGUGGAAUGCCGGUUAUCGUAUCACGUCAACUGCAGCUACAUCUGAUCAGGCUGCCAUUGUUCUUAGUAUUCCUAAGAGAAAAACUCGAGACCUGGUGCAGGAGACACUCCGGACUACUGAAUUUCCGACUACACAUGUCAAGGUUGGGUUGAAUAUAUAA